Molecule: messenger RNA, 2243 nt
Organism: Nylanderia fulva
Lineage: Eukaryota; Metazoa; Arthropoda; Insecta; Hymenoptera; Formicidae
Source: RefSeq, a predicted model, not a curated record
UUGGUUGAACGAGGUCUUCAAAUGAUUAUAUGAUAAAUAUAAGAACCAACUGUGAAUACCAGCCAGAAUGUCUAAUACCGCCGUACAGAUAAAACCGUGUGAAACAAAGCAUGUUACCGAUGUUGUCGAGAAUACUAACAGCAUAUACAAAUUGUUCUCGUUCGAAGAAGUAAAAGAAGUAACGAAUCGCGCGUUGAACGACGACGCCACUGUGGUAGAAUAUGCUCUUCAACCAUAUUCCGAAGGCAAGCUCGGAUAUCUCAGCUCUCAUUACCGCCUGGACGUACGCGCCUCGACGAAGAAAGAAGAGACCGUCUCUCUCACGUUCUUCCUCAAGACUAUACCUUUCGAAGUACCCGAACAAGCUGAUUACGCGGCAGAGAAAGGUGUCUUCGAGAAAGAGGCCAAGUUUUACGGUGUUAUAAUGCCGUUGCUUCGCGAGGGAUUCCGCGAAAAGCCAUGGUCGCCCAUGUGUUACAAGGUGACAAACAACUAUAUAGCAUUCGAGGAUCUAGGUGGCGAGGGUUAUUCGACGCGAGACAAGCUCUUUGACGAGACGCUGGUGCGCGCGGGUUUAAAUAGCCUCGCAAGAUUACACGCGGCCUCUUUGUUGGCAGAGGCGCGUCUCGAUGUACCCUUUAAUCAAUUACACCCUGACGCUUUUACGGAGAAAGCCUUCGAUCGCGAGGGGCUGACGCGAAAGUGGAUGGAAGUGGGCUUCGAGCUGGCCGUGGUCAUAGCCAAACGUCAUGGAUUCGACCCUCAUCUGGUACGCGUGGCUUGCGAACGAAUAUAUGACAUUACGGAGCCGUCGAGCACCAAGAUGAACGUGGUCAGUCACGGAGAUCUUUGGGGCAACAAUCUUAUGUUCAAUAACGACGUGCCGCCCAAUUGUUUGCUGGUGGAUUAUCAAUUACUGAGGUACACUCCGAUGGCGCAUGACAUCGCGCAGUUCCUGUAUCUGUGCACGGAUCGUAGUUUCCGAGAGACACGGGAGAACGCGAUGCUGAGGUACUAUUACGAGACGCUAUGUGAGAUCCUGGACGAUCAUGGGGCGGUUCGAAGACCCUGCUGGUCAGAGAUAGUCCAGGGUAUGGAGGAGCAACGUUUGGGAGCCCUUAUUACCGCGGUACUCCUCUUCCCUACUAUUUUGAUGGAUGAGAGUCUCGGCAUGGAAAUUAUGGGUGAUUCGGAGACCUACGCCAAGAUCUGGUUUGAAGACAGGACGGAAUUCGUCUUGUCGAACAUAAAGAAAGACUCGAUCUACGAGAGAAGGAUCACAGAAGCCGUCGUCGAACUGGCCGAGCUUGCUUCGCGACUAGAUCAAUUACCGAAACCAUCUUAAAAAUCAGACGCGUACAAUUGAUGAGUAUCAAUUCUCUCAUGUAUAUUCUAAAUUUUUUCAUUUCGUCGAGAAGCUUUGUAGGAUUAUAUUAUAAUUAACGAAAGACAUUUGUUUCGAACAUUGAUAAGUUUAUGAUGUCGUAACACUAUGAUGAUCUUCAUAUGAAUCAGUGGACGAUAUGUUGUCUUGGUCAGGAAAUACAGUAGAUAGGAAGGAUCAGUCGUGAAUGAUGAGUUAUACGCUUGAUUCGUCAAAAUUCUUCUUUCGGUGUAGCUGCACGUUUUGUCGGCCGUGAUACCUCAUCGUUAUCACUUAAAUCCGAGAGACCGUCUCGCUCUGAAUUGUCAUCAUUGUCUCUGAAAAAUUAGGACAAGAUUAACAUAUGACGGUGUGUGUAAACAUUUAAAUACGAUAAGGAUUUGCAGUUGAGUUAAUUCUAUAUACCUAAAGCUUUCAACGUAACAAUUCUUGUCAACGACGAGAUGAAUGACGAGCACAGCAAUUUCAUCAGCAGCAAAGUGUAAGCCGAUACGCUGAGCAACUGGAAAAAAGAAAAAAAUAAUAAUUAAAUUUGUAUAACUUGUAAUUUAUAUGUAAUAUUGAUUUAAUUUUUUCUGCAGAAUUAUAAGUUGAAGAAGAAACUUUUCGUAUUUUGAUAGAAGUCGGUAACCGAUUAGAAUAGACAAUCGGCUAAUUAAUUUUAAGACUGACGCGACACAUCUCCCAAUAAAAAUUUGUGCAAUUCCCGUAAUCUUCUACUUCAGAUCUAGGUUGAUCCGUCUCUGUCGCAACCCACACGAAUAUUCUCCGUAAUGUGUACGUUUUAGUGACAAACGAAUAAAUUAUAUAUUAUCAUAACAAAGGCACGAAAUAUUUAAGAGGAUGAGUUGAAAAUGAU